GCGCUCCCGCCGCCGCCUGGCGCCUCCUCAGCGGCGGGGCCGCCCCGCCCGAGCCCCCCCGGGACGGGACCGCGGGGCCCUGCGCCGAGCUGUAUGAAAACCCCUGGACCAUCCCAAAUAUCCUGUCCAUGGCGAGAAUGGGUCUGGCACCAGUUUUGGGCUAUUUGAUCGUUGAAGAGAAUUUCAACGUCGCACUUGGUGUCUUUGUCCUGGCUGGAGUGACAGACCUGUUGGAUGGGUUUAUUGCACGGAACUGGGCUAAUCAGAAAUCAGCACUGGGCAGUGCUCUGGAUCCCCUGGCAGAUAAAAUUCUCAUCAGUGUGCUCUAUGUGAGCCUAACUUGUGCAAAUCUWAUUCCAGUUCCACUGACUUCCAUGAUUAUCCUGCGGGAUGCRGCGCUCAUCGCUGCUGUUUUUUAUGUGCGAUACAAAACUCUUUCUCCACCGAGAACACUGAGUAGGUAUUUUAAUCCCUGCUAUGCUACUGCACAAUUAAAACCGACAUUCAUUAGCAAGAUGAAUACAGCAGUUCAGCUAAUUUUGGUGGCAGCUUCUUUAGCAGCUCCUGUUUUCAAUUAUGUGGACAGCAUAUAUCUGCAGACAUUAUGGUGCAUCACAGCUUUCACAACGGUGACAUCUGCCUACAGCUAUUACCACUACGGCAGAAAAACUGUCCAGGUGAUCAAGAACAAAUGAAGUGGUCCAGGUGAUAAAAAAUGAAGUGUUCCUGGAAGGGCAGGAAGGUGCUGUUCYCCCAAGGGUGGUGGUAUUGCAGCUGAGUUUUGGAUCAAAGUACUCUUUUUUUUCUCUGCUUAAACCAUGGCAUCACAAUGAAGUGAAAUUUGAAUAUGUACUGUGUAUAUAUGUAGAGAGAGACUUUUCAAUGUAUUUUUAAUUUCUUUAAAAAUGAGGUUGUUUACAAAAACAAAUAAAUAACAUUCUUAAAAACACGGUGCCAUUUGCAUUCUGAGUAAUUUUAUAUUGUUUUUGAAAUCAAAACACACACUUGGCACCAGAUUUGUUUUGCCAUAUUCAUGCCAGGCACUGAGUAUGCUGAGUUCUGAGGAGAAAAAGCAAUUACAAGAACAAAUUUGUCUUUGUACCUCAACCUAAGUCAACAAACCAGCAUUUWAAAAUUAAUUUUUAAUUUAAUUUUAAGUUAAAUCCAUUAGGAUUUAAAGACAUACCUGAGGUUUCAGCAGAAGAAAGCACAUUAUUGAGAGACAGAAAUUUAAACCAGAGAGAAAUUUUACUUUAUAUUUCAUGGGUGAUAUGGAUAAGGCAUUUACUGUUCCUACCCUGCUCCCUUUUCUUUUAAAAUAUGAGCAAUGGUGAACUGUGCCCAAAUAGAGUUAAAGUUUCUCAUGCUAUAUAUUCGUAUCUCCAGAUUCUUUAAACUUGAGAAGAUGCUGUUUAAUCCAAAUACCCCUGACUAAAGAGGACAUUUAAAAUAUUGUCCAAAUGAAUGGAUACAGUGGAAAUAACUUAGAUUCAUGUACUGUUAAUUCUUCCYGUAGUUCUAUCUUCAAGAGGUGCUCUGUUGUCCUCCCUCAUGUGAGGACAAUUUGUUCUUUGCCUGUUCUAUACCUAAAAAACAGAAGAAAGAACAAGACAGAACAGGUCAAGUUGAUCAUAAACUCAUGUUUUCCUUUUCUGACAAUUUUUCUGACUAWUUUUCUUCCAUAUCAUUAAAAAGAGUGCAACUAUGAAGGCUUUAAAUGUUUGAAAUCAGGAGGUAAAUWAUACCACUGUAGUAUUAGAGAAAGGAAACUUUCUGUAGACACUUCUUUUGAGAGCACACCGUCUCUUUUGUGACAGUAUAUGUUUGUGUAUACAAACACUUUUAAUGUAUUUUUUAAUAUUUAAAUGUAUAAAAUUGUGUAUGGAGAAAACACUUGAUCUUUCUUAGUGCCUCAUGUUUUGUGCUCAACCCUGCGUCUUUCAGCAAAGGAUAGAGGGCAAAGCCUGUGGAAUUUUCCUUAAAAUACAUGAGUGGUGAAAUGGAGAAAAAGCAGAAUUUUUUUUGUACUCAGUGCGGUAAUUGCUGUUUGGUUCUGGUCAAUAUAACUGGGCUUUGUUGGGGGA
This is a messenger RNA of Malurus melanocephalus (red-backed fairy wren), 2084 nucleotides long. RefSeq names its product cardiolipin synthase 1 (gene CRLS1). Lineage: Eukaryota; Metazoa; Chordata; Aves; Passeriformes; Maluridae. The coding region runs from base 129 to 695 and encodes 188 amino acids. The record is from RefSeq and is a predicted model, not a curated record. Gene Ontology annotation, molecular function: CDP-diacylglycerol-glycerol-3-phosphate 3-phosphatidyltransferase activity; cardiolipin synthase activity. Gene Ontology annotation, cellular component: membrane; mitochondrion. The transcript is spliced from 7 exons. Gene Ontology annotation, biological process: cardiolipin biosynthetic process.